AAUGCUGUUUAGUAGGUAGAUGUAGGUGAUUUGGUAAAUUGAAGGUUGUAUUAUUUAAUAAUGCUUAUCUACCUGGUUUAACUAAGAAGUGUUUGUAAAGUAGGUGUUUUUUGUUUUAGUUUUUUUGCCAAAGCAAUAGCAACCAUCAACAUAGUGUCCUACCCCAUUUCAGUGCAAUCUGCAUUGAAUGAUGCAACCAGUGAUACUGCAUUUACACAAUGUGUUAGCAUGGAUUCCUGGUUAGUCUUACAUGUCUAAGAUGGCUUGUUCUAGAAGCAUCUCGCAUUCCACAUUUUGACGAUCAGUAAGCAGUUUAAAAAUACAUUCAGAUUGAGAAAUCUGCUCAGGCCUAUUGUGUAAUUCUGUAAUCAGUAGUUGUGUGUGUAUUGAAACACCACAUAUCUGUCAUGUUCUCUUCCCCUCUUGCUCUCCUGCUGCUUAUCACACCUAACCCUGCUGACUCGAUGCUGAACCAUGGCUUUCAGAUAACCCUUUCAGGAGCGCUCCCAAGUAAACGUAAAGCGUUGAAGUUAAACUUCGCCAACCCUCCAAUCAAGUCCACAACCAGAUUCACCCUGAAUACAGCCGGACCCCCCUUCCAGAACCCUCACAUAGAGCGUCUGCGGACCCAUAGCAUUGAGUCGUCAGGAAAGCUGAAGAUCUCCGCGGAGCAGCACUGCGACUUUACGGCCGAGGACCUGAAGGACCUGGGGGAGAUCGGCCGCGGGGCCUAUGGCUCCGUCAACAAGAUGGUCCACAAGCCCAGCAACCAGAUCAUGGCUGUCAAGAGGAUCCGCUCCACGGUGGAUGAGAAGGAGCAGAAGCAGCUGCUGAUGGACCUGGACGUGGUGAUGAGGAGCAGCGACUGUCCCUACAUCGUUCAGUUCUACGGAGCUCUCUUCAGGGAGGGCGACUGCUGGAUCUGUAUGGAACUAAUGUCUACCUCCUUCGAUAAAUUCUACAAAUAUGUAUAUUGUGAAUUAGACGACGUGAUUCCAGAGGAAAUAUUAGGCAAAAUAACAUCAGCUACUGUGAAAGCACUAAACCACUUAAAAGAGAACUUGAAAAUCAUCCACAGAGACAUCAAGCCCUCUAACAUCCUCCUGGACAGGAAGGGGAACAUCAAGCUGUGUGACUUUGGAAUCAGUGGACAGCUGGUGGAUUCCAUCGCUAAGACCAGAGACGCUGGCUGUAGGCCCUACAUGGCUCCUGAGAGGAUAGACCCCAGCGCCUCACGACAAGGCUACGAUGUCCGAUCUGAUGUCUGGAGUCUGGGAAUCACACUGUAUGAGCUGGCCACAGGCCGGUUCCCCUAUCCCAAGUGGAACAGUGUGUUUGACCAGCUGACCCAGGUGGUGAAGGGAGAACCUCCCCAGCUCUGCAGCUCUGAUGAUAGGCAGUUCUCCCUCAAGUUCAUCAGCUUUGUCAACCUGUGCCUUACCAAGGACGAGUCCAAGAGGCCGAAAUACAAAGAGCUGCUGAAACAUUCGUUCAUCUUGAUGUUCGAGGAGCGGCCUGUGGAUGUGGCUGGCUACGUGUGCAGGAUCCUGGAUCAGAUGCCCACCUCGCCCAGCUCGCCCAUGUACGUGGACUGAAUUGCCACGACGACAAACGUCAAAACAAACUGGUGUAAAGAUUAGCUUCUUCCCAUUACGGCAGUGUUAAGGAGAGGAAACACCUACGACUCCAUGUGCAAUGAGACUGAUGUUCAUCUCAGUCAUGUCUGUGUUCAAUCUAUAUUCUCAAACACACACACACACACACACACGCACACUCAUGUAAGUUUAAAAGUAACUGAAUGGAUAUUCCAGGGUAUCAGAUCAUGCUAUGGAAGGCCUCAUCUCUACAAUAUGAAAACGGUUACAGUGAUUUCAAAUCUGGAAUGAUGUAUUUAUAGAGUAAAUCACAUAUGGAUUAUAUGAUUGAAAAGACUGUUAUGAUCGACAUACUGGAUUCAUUCUCUUUGUGAAUUUGUCCCCACACCUCCAUGUAUGUGACUUUAUGCAUUGUGUUUUUUGUUUUAUUUUGUUUUGGUAUCUGUCAAUGAAACCUCGCUUCUUAGGGUGUAAAGCAAUUUAAAAGGUAAAAUCAUUGAUGGGUGGGGUCAUGUCUGAUCAGGACGCCAUCUUGUGUUGUAAGGCGGCUGCGCUAACUGUGCAGUGCCGUAUGUGCUGAUAUAUAUAAACAAAUAUAUAUAAAUAUAUAAAUAUGAAGAAUAAACGGAGAAGGUAAGCUGCUG
Hypomesus transpacificus is the source of this 2239-nucleotide messenger RNA. It is a transcript of the gene map2k4a, whose product is annotated as mitogen-activated protein kinase kinase 4a. The coding region runs from base 408 to 1595 and encodes 395 amino acids. The record is from RefSeq and is a predicted model, not a curated record. The transcript has 12 exons. Lineage: Eukaryota; Metazoa; Chordata; Actinopteri; Osmeriformes; Osmeridae. Gene Ontology annotation, biological process: MAPK cascade; protein phosphorylation. Gene Ontology annotation, molecular function: ATP binding; JUN kinase kinase activity.